UUGAAGGUUUUUUUCAAGCGUUUGUUCAAGAUUUGAAGGGCAAUCGACCCGCAAGGAAUCUCAUAGUGGAUGGAACAUGGCGAGACCACACUCGCAAUACGCAUUUGACGACUAUGACAUACAAGACAACCUCGACGAAUAUAUGGAAGGUUAUGACCAUGACACAUAUGGCGAGACACCCGUCAGUGCCUCCCGCCGUAUAAGUCCGACUACCAGAAUGGCCUUGGGUCCUUUGCAACUAAAUCCUCAUGAAGACGGAACACCAAGCUACAAUGCGGCAACUCAGUCCUUGUUGGACCAAGCCGACGGCGCCAUGGCGUCGUUGAUGCACCUCUCCCGUGAUACCGACAACUGGAAACCUGUUCUAACACAUAAGAAUGGUGGGGCGGUAGUGUAUCGUACAGCAAAGCACGCAAGAGGGCAGAUCCCUGUUUUCAAAGGUGUUGCUAUACUGCACGGCUUUGCCCCAGAAGCCAUUUUUGCCUUGGUGAGAAACAGGCAGUUGUGGGAUGACUGGUAUUUGGAGGGACACAUUGUCGAGCACAUCAAUGAAAGCACCUCUCUCAGCUACAUGGUAAUGAAGCCCCAAAACGCCUUAUCACAGGCAGUAGCAAGUCAAAGAGACUUGGCUCUUAUUGAUCGAAAGGACUUUGAUCCGGCCACCGGGGCCAUUGCUUACGCUAGUACAUCGGUGGAAACAACCAAAGUGCCAAAACAUCCUGGCCGUGUUCGUGCUUUACUGAAACUGAAUGGAUGGCUUUUGGAACCUCAUAUUGCAUCAGAUGGAGUAACCAUCAGCACCAAAGUCAGCUACUACAUCCAAACUGAUGUUGGAGGGCUGUUGCCCAACUCGGUAGUUAAGCGCUACCUUGCCCGUCGUGCGCUGGUCGUCGUGGGUGUGGAACAGUACCUUCGAAAGAAUGGCCCUCCCCCUGUUCCAGAAUCAGAGGUUGUAGCGGUCAGAAGAGCGCGCACAAUGAGCAUUCUCAGUACUUCGUCAGAUGGAGAGAAUACACCGUACCAGUUUCCCCCACCUCCUGAACGUUCCUCUUCUUUCCACGGGUCGCGACUUAUGCGCGGAGGCGCAGGGCCUGAGCAACCACCUUCUCGAAUGUCAUACCAGGGACAUAACAUGACGGAAGGAAGAAAGAUGCCUUCACACGUGGCUCCUAGCUAUGACCGCCAGUCCCGUCAGCAUGGGAAUCCUCCUCCACCCCGCUCUGUUGUCAACACCGUAGAGGAAUCUGUGCAAGAUGAUGACGAUGAUGAGGUCAUUGUGUAUGAUGAACAUGAAGUCCCAGAGGAAACAGAUGAUUACGACGAGGUAGAUGACGUGGAACUCGAGGAGGAGGACGAACAAGAAGGAGCCGAGGCGACAUCGCCCGCACCUGUAGAGAUUGAUGAUGGUGGUCCGUCAACUAAUCCUCAUAACGAAGCUGCCCUGCUAUCUCUGCGUCUUCUACAAAGCCUUGAACCAGAAGACGCUGGGUGGGAGUUUCAUUCACAAACAAGUGGAGUGCGUAUCUCUCAAAGAGCAGUCGCUGGAGCUCAAAUGCCUAUGGUGCGUGGAGAUGCGAUUAUUCAAGGCCCCUGGACCGCACAGGAGAUCUUGAGUGUCGUCAAAAGCGCGACUGCCAGACGCUCAUGGGACGCACGUUUUGAAGACGGACGCGCACUGGUUAACUACAACUUGGAUGAGGCAUUAACCUAUAGUCAGCAGAAGGGAACGUUCCCUGUCUCUGGUCGGGACUUUGUUACCACUAAUAUGACACACUUUGAUCCCAAAACGGGUGCCGUUUAUUACACUGCUACCAGUGUAGUUGACCAGUCCGCCCCAAGCGAUCCCAAGCGGGUUCGUGCCCAUCUCACAGUUGCUGGGUGGAUCCUUAAACCCGUAAAUGGGGGGAUCUCUGUGAGCUACAUUGUACAAGUGGAUGUUAAAGGAUCUAUUCCUAGCUCGAUUAUCAAAGUAAUCCAGACUCAAACACCUCUCUGCAUUGCAGAAGUGUUCAAAUACAUUGAACACAAGGGGUUCAUCCCUUUUAUUAUCCGCAGAGUUCCCGGAGUGGACCCUGGCCGCGGACUGGGACUCCGCAGUGAAAGUUUUGAAGCGAAAGGCAGUGUUUAUGGCUUGGAAUACAGGACGACAGAGGCUCAUGGGAAAAUCUUGGCUGUUGCCUUACCUAGGUCAGCUUAUUCUGAUGGUGCUGAUGUGCAGGUCACACCUACCGAUGGCAGCGUUAAAGUAUAUAGGGUGCCCGACGAUGCGAUGGGAAGAUUAAAGGAUGCGGCGAGCGCAGACAAUUCGAUUGUCCUCAAUGUUAUCGUUGAGAAGGAGGCGGACCUGGACGUGAAAUUCCGGGUUUCGCCUAGCAAUCGCGGUUACAUGUGUAACGGUAAAAUAAUUGAGACCGCCCCGGCGAAACCUGUCAUUGCUGCACAUCCGAAACCCGUAGCCGAGCCUGUACCAGUUAGGGAAGCCGAUACUACCCGGCCUCCUGCUGCGAAAGCCACCUCUGAAGUAAACACGAAGUCCGUUCCCCCCACGAAGACAGAAGGGUCACCGAGCUCAAGCUCAAAUACGCCACCGCCCGCAGCUCGACCUACAUACAUUCCGCACCGGCAUACUGAAUCCGGCGUCAAAGCGUUGAAGUACUUGAAGCAACUCAUGCAAGAUGAAGACGCAUGGAAGCUCCACUCAGAACAACAGGGCGUAAAGAUUUCCACCAUCGAAGACGGAUCACCGAUGCCUGUUGUUCGUGGUGAUUCCGUGUUCCCACCAGAGUUCACAGUGGAUGAAAUUGUCAAUGUACUCAGAUCAUCUGGGGCGCGCAAGAUUUGGGAUGCUCGGUUUGAAGAUGGUGAUACAGUGGAAUGGUUGAACCCGAACGAGCAGGUAUUCCGGUCACUCCAAAAGGGACAGUUCCCCGUUAGUGGCCGGGAUAUUUGCGGUCUGCAGGUUACCGUUUUCGACGCCAGAUCAUCCACCACCUACAUUGUUGCGACAAGUGUGAAUGACCCACUUGUUCCGGUUGACCCCAAGCGCGUCCGCGCUGAUUUGAAGGUCGCUGGAUGGAUUUUACAGCCAGUACCGAACGGAGGCGGUGUUAGUAUCACUUACAUUGUGAACAUCGAUCCGAAAGGGUCAAUUCCAAGCGCCAUUGUAAAGGCUGUUUCAGCACAGACUCCGUUAUGCGUUGCAGAAGUCCUCAAGUACCUGCGUACGUACGGAUCUCCUGUUGCCGGCAAAGUGUUGGGUAACACUGGCGAGGGUAUCAAAAUUGUAGUCACCAAAGAUAAAUUCGACCACAAAACAUCGACAUUGGAGUUUGAGUACACAGCAAAUGCAACUCAAGACGGCGAUGGAACUCCCGGAACUGGACUUGCUGGGCUCGUCGAAUUCCAGAUUGACCCGAAAAUGUAUCCUUCAGGUGUUGAUCUGGAAAUUCCGGCCAAAACAGUGCAAGAUUACUUGAUAGUAAAAUCGAGUCCAGACGGUCGAUUCUUGAGAUUGUACAUGCGCUUUGACGCUGUAAAGGAGAAUGGCUCUGGCAAGAUUCAAGUGAAAGUUAUCAAGAAGAAGAAGGGAACCGGCAGCAAGGACUUUUCAGUCAAUGGGGUGCCUGGCAGUGUCGUGAACGACAAAUCUAAUAAGGUCAUGAUCCCGGUCAGAAAGGCUACAACUGCACCUGGGGCAAGUAAGCCCGCCACGGCGACUGCUGCCACGCGUCCGCCUCGUCAGGCCCCAGCUGGCGUACCCUCUGAGCCACUCCCCACAUCCGAAGCAGUGCCCAAGGUUCCCGUUAAGCGGAGGCCGCCUCCUGCGACCGAGACUGCAGUGCAAGCGCAGCCAAGUACGGUUCCAGCGCCAUCAAUGUCAACAAGAAGUUUGACCCGGACAAAUGAGAACCGUCUCUUCACAUAUCUGCUUGCACUCCUUUCCAUGGCACUCCGUCUACUUCGUCCCUUCCUCGCACCCAACGGACCGGAGCUUCCUGAUAGCGUUGAUCCCCUCGACAUCCGUGCACUGGUCGCGGACGCUGAACGUCUCCGCCUCGUUGGAGUGUCAGCUGUGUCCUUGUUGUUCUUCGGACUGGUUUUGAGGUGGUUCCUAGGUGCUGUAUUCGGUGUCGUUGGUGGUGUGUUUAGCAUGUUUAGCUUGGGACAAUGGGUCUUAUUGACUGCUCUGGGAGUUGGCGCAUUUUGGAUGGGUAAAGGACGACGUUGAGAUGACAAUCAAAUAGAACUAAUGUAGGGUUAGGUUUACUUCAUAGACACAUCUCAUAGGUAUAUAAUUCUUCGUUUAGAGAUAGUUGUCAUGUUUCAUACAUAAGAUAAUAAGGGUUCUUGGGAUGGCCGAUCCUUAUUUCC
This is a messenger RNA of Spizellomyces punctatus DAOM BR117, 4371 nucleotides long. RefSeq lists its product as uncharacterized. The transcript has 10 exons. The record is from RefSeq and is a predicted model, not a curated record. Lineage: Eukaryota; Fungi; Chytridiomycota; Chytridiomycetes; Spizellomycetales; Spizellomycetaceae. The coding region runs from base 77 to 4228 and encodes 1383 amino acids. Gene Ontology annotation, molecular function: lipid binding.